AUAUAAUAAUUAUAAUUAUAUCAAAGCAGCCUCAUUAGUUUCUUUUUCUCAUAUUGUUCUUCUUUUCUUCAAAUCUUGGAUUUUUCAGCCAACAGGAACCAGCCUAGAUCAGUUUUGGACUCAAAAUUUCCAGUUGACAAUUCUUAAGGGGGAGGCUUGGUAUCUUUACAGCAAUCCUGAUUGAGGUUUUUGUAUGCAGUUGAGGAGAAGGCCCAAACAAAGAUCUUGGAGGGUUCAGAUUUUCUAAGUCUUUAAGGUUUCUGGAGAUGGCUGGUGUCCAAAAUCAGUUGGAGAUCAAGUUUCGAUUGACUGAUGGAUCAGAUAUUGGUCCUAAAACCUUUCCUGCUGCUACUAGUGUUGCAACCUUGAAGGAAAGUGUUCUUGCUCAAUGGCCUAAAGGGAAGGAGAAUGGUCCAAUGACAGUGAAAGAUGUCAAGUUAAUUAGUGCAGGAAAAAUAUUGGAGAACAACAAAACCCUGGGAGAGUGCCAGAGCCCUCUUUGUGAUAUUCCUGGCGGGGUGACGACUAUGCAUGUUGUUGUUCAACCUCCUUUGGAAAAAGAAAAGAAAGCAACAAACCAACCAAAGCAGAACAAAUGUGUUUGUGUCAUAUUAUAAUCCACAGCUUGAAGAAGGGACGACAUCAUUAUCAGAUGAUGAUUGCUGGAACUAGUAUAAAAAAAUUGAAGUUGCGGACAUUUCUGAUCAAUGAAGGCAGUUGGCAUCAUGCACAUUUAUUAUAUAGGUCAUGUUUUUUUUCACCACUGGUCUACGCCUUUUUUGUGUAGUUGAUGAUUGUCCAUCCGUUUUGUUCACUUUGUUCUUUUCACAUUAAUUAGACUUUGCUAUCAGGCAAUUAAAUCUCUGAUUUUCCACAUAUUUAUGUUUUGAAUUCGUCUUCCCUUGUAUAAUAUCAUUUUUUUAUCGUGUAAUUUGACAUGAUACUCAUAUUCAUGUUGCUGAUCAUACUUUUACCAAUUAUAAAUGCCGAGAGCUACAGAUAUAGAGUUGGUACCUUAGCAUUGCUCCCUUCUGCAUACAUCCCUUCUUCAAGAAAGAUUUAUGGUGGUUUGGAGUUUAUAUUACGGUUUCAUAGAUUUUUUAUUGGCUUGAUGUUUCCAUAACUUGAUGGUCAAAAUACAAAUAGCCAUUGUAGUUGGUUUACUUUCCUUUGGUAGCAUGAAGAUCACCUAAAUUCUGUCAUAUUAAGAAUUAGUGAUCUACAAAGCGUUGUCUGUAAGCAAUCAAAAUGUUUGUUGGAAAAUCACUAGCAUUACACAUUAAAACAUACUAUGCUUAAACUAUUGCUUAAUUAUAAAGCUGUUCCUGCAUUUUCUUGACCAUGUUGAUCGUCUGACAGUCAUGAUGACUGCUUUAUGGCCCCAUUUCCACUCCGGAUGUUCUCAAAAUAUGAAAAGGUUUAGCUCAACCUGGUGUCACGACUGAAACUUAAACUCCAAAUCAUACAUGGUCUGUGACACUAGCUUGGUGUCAUGACCCUAAAGAGGAAUUAUAAUCUAGCUUGGUGUCAUGAUCUUAAAGAGGAAUUAUAAAUCUCAUGUUGGUUGUAUACCAAGUGUCCACAACAUCUUU
Messenger RNA from Durio zibethinus, 1592 nucleotides. Its product is annotated as membrane-anchored ubiquitin-fold protein 1-like. Lineage: Eukaryota; Viridiplantae; Streptophyta; Magnoliopsida; Malvales; Malvaceae. Gene Ontology annotation, molecular function: protein binding. The record is from RefSeq and is a predicted model, not a curated record.